This is a messenger RNA of Helianthus annuus (common sunflower), 505 nucleotides long. RefSeq lists its product as uncharacterized. Bases 8 to 505 code for a protein of 165 amino acids. The transcript has 7 exons. NCBI's taxonomy places the organism in Eukaryota, Viridiplantae, Streptophyta, Magnoliopsida, Asterales, Asteraceae. The record is from RefSeq and is a predicted model, not a curated record.
AUUGGUAAUGGAAGACGAAGUGCGUAUGGAUGGAGAAGGAGGUUCCGAUAGUCUUGUUGAGAAUCCGAACGGAUCUGCAUCCGCGACUGCUGAUAACCACUUGUUUGGUAUGAUCCAAGCUCAAGUGGAAGCCAUUCGCAACCACUCGGGUAGACAAGCUCAGGUGAACGGGAAGCGCUCUUGUGAGGAUAUGGUUCAGAAUCCCAGUUCUUCGUCAGCAACUACCGGAACCACUAGUGUUCUUGGUACCGAAGCUAAAUGGGAAGGUAAUGCUGUAUCGUUUGACUAUGAUGAAGUUAACGCACAAUGGGUUGAGAAUCCCAGCUCUGCAUCAGCAACUGCUGGAACCACUUGUUUGCUUGGUUCCGGAGCUGAAUGGGAAGGUUACGCUCGAUCGUUUGACUAUGAUGAAGGCUCCGAUGUUCUCAAUCGCACCUGUGAUGAUAUUGUUGAGAAUCCAAACGGCUCUGCUUCAGCAACUGCUCGUAACCAGGGGCGGACCUAG